CGUCAAUCAUGGCUCUCUAUCUUCCAAUGAGAUUCGACGACGACCACCUCUUCCAACAUCCCUUGGCCUUUGGGCAAGAGUACAAUCCCAAUCCCCAUUCAGGCCAGCUACAGCGGAAAGAUCCAAAGGAUUGGACGGACCAUGGAGAUCAUUAUUCCUUGGACGUGAAAGUUGGCGGAUUCAAACACGAGGAUUUCCGCAUGGGCCUGGAUACUCAACAAGGCUUCCUUCGGAUCAUGGCCAACAAAGAACAGAAAUCUGACGACGGAGUGGUUAUGGCUCAACGUUUUGCCAAGGCCUUUUCAAUCCCUGACGAUUGUAUUCCCAGUCAACUAAAAUCUGACUACACGGACAACGUUCUUCAUGUGACCGUUCCAAAGCGUCCCCUUCGUCCCGACCCCUCGAAAACUGAGAACGCUCUGGUGUCGCCAUUUGAGGUCUUACCUAAGCUCUUGAGUGGCGAUGUCUUAUCCAAUGUCAAGGGACAGGAGAUCCAAGACAAGGAUGACAUGUUCCAGGUCUCUAUGCAAUUGGAGGACUUCAAACCCGAGGAUUUGCACCUUGAUGUUAGUCCGGAAGGAGUCUUGACCAUUCGAGGAAGUAAGGAGCAGAAGAACAAAGAUGGACGUGUGAUGACCCAAAGACAGAUUCAGAAAUCCUUUGCCUUACCAAAGAACUGUCGGAUGGACGAUAUCCAGAGCAAAUUCUCCAAGGAUGGCAAGCUCACUGUAGUGGCGCCCAAAGACCCUGAGAGAUGCGCCAAAGGCAACCGUAAAGUUCUCAUCAACUCUGAAGAGUGAGCGGAUGGUAAUCCUUGCUCGGCCUAGUAACAAGCAAAUUUUGUCAGAAUACGGCCGUUUUGUAUUAAGUUUAGUUCAUUGGUCAUGAUGGGAAUGAGCGGCGAAUUUGUACAUAUACCCUAGCCAAGUUGUAUUUAAUCAAAUAAAAUAAUGUUACCCAAAAAA
This is a messenger RNA of Tigriopus californicus, 965 nucleotides long. RefSeq lists its product as uncharacterized. NCBI's taxonomy places the organism in Eukaryota, Metazoa, Arthropoda, Copepoda, Harpacticoida, Harpacticidae. The record is from RefSeq and is a predicted model, not a curated record.